AUGAGUAGUACUAACAACAAUACCAACAAUAAUAAUGAUAAUAAUGGUAACGCCCCAAGGAUAACGACCACGCGAACCGUCUUGCGAAUCAAACGACGACGAAAUGAAGAUCCCUUGCCGUAUUUGCGAUUGGAGGGUCUCGAUGGCAGUAUGAAACGACAGAGAAGCAGUGCUGCUGCCAAUGAUGAUGGUGAUGAUGAUGAAGACCAAAAACUCUCGGAACUCAUGCAAAACAGUGCCCGAUUGCAUCCACCCAAUACACAUACAAAUAAUACAAAGACAAAUUCAACCACCACAGCCGCACCCUUCAAACCAACCAAGAGCAACACGUCCGCCAUAUGGAAGCGAAUGAGACCGGAUGAUAACAAUGAAUCAUCACGAGAGACGUAUCGAGUCGUGGAUGCUGUCUUGGAAGAAGACGCUACCCCAACCUCCAAACGCCGCAAAUUGACCGUGCUUGAAACCUCUUCCCAAACAAAACUAUUGCCGGCCGCCCACAAGACUGUCAAAAAGAAGAAAGGCCUCAAAGUAUUGGAUCCACUGAGCCGAUUGGUGGACGAUAGUUUGCAAGAGGUUAUUCAAGGCAUGAAAUCGGCCCGACAACACUACACCUUCAUAAAGACAGAUGUUCGUUUGGCCCAUGAAUUCAUUCCCAAAUGGUUGAGCUGGUGUCAUUCGGCGGGGGGUAAUUUGCUGCAUGCCUGUGCCAUGUGGAACGAGGUGGAAUUGACCAGUGAAAUGUUGCAAUUAAACUCUGGUCUACAAUUGGCCGAAGCCUUGGAUGGGGAUAGUAAGACACCUUAUGAAUUGGCGGAAUUGUCGGGGCAUACAUCGAUUUGUGAGGUCUUGGAAGCCUUUGGGGGAGAUACGACGAAUUAUGUCUAUGACAUAUUUUAUUUGGAGGAAGCGGCCAUUGCUGAAAAUGCUACUGAUGCGGCGAACGAAGACAAAACUUUGUAUCAAGAGAAUCCUAUUACCACUGCCGAACUAACUUCUGGAGUGGGCUACUGGACACCCUUUGGAGAAUUGGUGUUGGAAGCACCGGAGAAACAUCAGGCGUCCUUGGACCAUGUCUUUGAUGAAGAUGGAGAAAUUGAUUCGAACUGCGAAGAAUAUGGUGGCAAUGAUUAUCCCGACGACGAUCCGGAUGAAGCAGCGAAUAAGGACGAUCAUGAUAGUGAUGCUGAUGAUGACAGUUGGGCGGAAGCCUUUACUCCAGAUCAAGGAUUCCGAAACUAUGGAGUAGAAGAAAACUAUUACGCCCACGAAGCUGAGGCACAUGGCUAUGAUGACACUUAG
Messenger RNA from Cylindrotheca closterium, 1299 nucleotides. NCBI's taxonomy places the organism in Eukaryota, Bacillariophyta, Bacillariophyceae, Bacillariales, Bacillariaceae. The record is from the annotation of a GenBank genome assembly.